Molecule: messenger RNA, 2241 nt
Organism: Prorocentrum cordatum
Lineage: Eukaryota; Dinophyceae; Prorocentrales; Prorocentraceae
Source: the annotation of a GenBank genome assembly
UAGCCAUUUUGGCUCAAGCCAGGCUUGCCAAGAUGUCGCUGCGCAAUUCAUCUUUGCUCGGCAUGGUCCUCCUCGUGUCCCCGCGAUGCUGCCUGUGGGCUGCUGAUGUGGCGCUAUCCUUCUGCCUCUGCAUCGCGGCUGGCUUCUCUUCGAUCCCAUAUCGUCUUUUAAUCAUUGGUUUGCAACUUACGAUUCAUUCGUGUGCGGUGGCGGCUGCUGGACGGGAGUUUACUUCAACAUGUGCUGCGAUUAUGUUUCUUCAUGGUCUUAUUCCUGCUCCCAUCUUUCGCCUGGCUAUGAUGGUCAACUCGGCUGCUGGUGCCGCGAAACAUUCACAGUGGUUCUGCUUCUUCCCAUCGUUUUGCCGGCGCCGCAGGCGGCAGAGAGGUGGGUAUGGUAAGUCGGUGGUGGACGUACCAUCUUCUGAGCGCUCGGGGCCAGGGCCCUGCGUUAUUAGCAUAUUCGACGCCCUUUCUUGUGGGCAGGGUUUGCCACCAGCGGUAUCCAAAUUCAACCCUUUGGUCACUGAAUUCGUCCCUCAGGAUGCUUGCAACGCUAAUGGCAACAAUUCGUUCUUGUCUUGUACUGGUGAUUGUGGCAAGAUUGUGGCUCCUCGUUAUAAGUUUGCACGCCCUUGUCGUGUUUUGGCUGAGCCUGGCCCAGGCCCCUGCGGCAAGCAAGGCACCCACUUCUUGGGAUUCAGUUCGGCGUGCAGGGGGCACUCCCAUCUCAUUACUGGGGACUCUUCUGUGCAACAGCUGAUCGACGCUCAGAACAGCACGAUUGCUUUGUUGAUCCAGGAGCUGGAGCAGCUGAGGACGGUGGCCCUUCCUAAUAUCUCUUUUUCGGUGCUGCAGGCCUACGUGGAUGACAAAACUGCUGCAGUGUCGGCGCAGGUCACCCAGCUGCAAGCUGAACUCGCCAGAGCGGUCGAGGCUUCGCUCAGCCGUCGGCUGCCGCCCAAGCUCGAGGAAAUGAAGUCACACAUUCUGGACGCUGCCAGCCUAUCUCUGCAGUCUCCUUUGGACACUCUGAAGCAGGAGCUGUGCGACAGUUUCACGACUCAUCAGCGAUCUCUGGGCGACCAAUGUCUGUCUGCUGUGAGUGCCGCUUCUGCGAAGAUUCUAGACACACUGGAGAGGAAGGUCCAGGCUCUUGAGACCAAAUUUGGGAAUGUGGCGCCUCAAGUGCCCUGGAGUGACCGGGUCAAGGGCGAUGGCCCCGUGUACCUUCCCGAGUGCCAGGGCGACCAUUUCCAGGUGGGUGACUUGGUGCGCCCGCACAGCCUCGCUACGUCGGCUCUGAAUGGGCUGGUGGGCUGCGUCCGUGGCUUCGUCGGAGAGAGGGUUCAGGUGGAGUUCUUAGGUAUCGACGGCUGCAAGCUGAUUGAACCAGCCUUCCUGGUCGCAGAUUCGGCGGAGGAGCCGAGGACAUGCGAGAACCCAUGCGGCCAGGGAGGCUCGACAUCUUCUUUGUCGUCUUCGACGGCUUCCUCUUCUACGACUUCUGAGCUGGCUGCUGCCGUGCUCCGACCCCGCUAAGAUGAACAGACCCAUUGUGUACGAGUGACACACCACACACACCACACACACACACACACACACACACACCUGAUGGUACACUCCCCAUAUGGGGAGACAGGAGGUUGGAGGAGGAACCGCUCUGAACUAAUUACAGAUGUACGCCCAGAGGGCUGGUGGUGUUCGAAAGAAAAGCAGCGGCUCGCAUCGACAAGCUCAUGAACGCAGCCUCCUCGAGCAUGAUGAGUAGACGUAAAGCUGGCAUUCGCGUCCGACGAUGCCUUCGCUACUCGGGAAACGACCCAACCAGAGUGCCCAGGGCGAGGCGGCGAAACCCACCACCAGAUUGUGCACUACUCCGUCCACGCCUUCAGCUGGCCCACGACAGGAGUCAGCGCCCUCACGCGCCGUGACGGGCACACCCAGGUGCCCGGCACUGGCGCCGCUCGUUCGAUCCUUGGGGGUAACGAUCCACCCCAUGUCGACCCCCUCCCAUCCCUCGUCCUCGCCCUCCGCCUCUUCAGCUGCCUCUUCCCUUCUCCCGGCGCUGUGCUCGUACUGGUGUGCCCGUGCUUGUGUUGCCGCCGCCGUGUGCUAGCCUGGCAGCGCGCCUUGCCGCUACUGAGCGAGGCGUGUCGGCCUCUGUCCGCGGACGACCUGAGUGGAAAGGAGGUCUCAACCGUAAGCGGCGGGUUCUUGGCCGUAAGCGUAGUACCAGACA